AUUUUUUGUUCCGGAUCCGGUUCUGUUCAAUGUUCAUACUUCAUGCUUUCAUUUUUUCAGUUCUAAUUUAUAGUGACUCUGUGGUGGUCGGUGUAUUGUGCAAUGCAAUUAAUUAUUAUUUUAAAUAGUACCUAGAAUCAUUGUUGCCAAAAUGUUGAAGUUAAUAUAUCAAUGCUUGACUUCGCCCAGACUUUACAAAAUUUAUGGAGAAGAAAAUAGAGACAGGAUGUAUCAGCCCAAGCGAUUGGAAAAACUUGGAGACAAGAUUAUAAGUACAGCGAAAACCAUCUUCAAUAUAACGGCAUAUACAUCACCAUUUCUGUGCACCUAUAUUUAUAAACGAGGUUUUUUCUCUAUGGAAGAAAUUGUCUUUCUAAGUAAAGUAUUCUCUGGUAUUGGCACUCUGAUUGCAUUCUCGUUUAUAAUCCGAGCAUUUGGUCGUGCUUUUAACUCGCAAUAUAGUGAUUUUCUAUAUGCACUCAACCAACGGAAGACAGACAGUCAAUUGUACAUGGAUGGCAUAAGAAAAUUUGAUUUUGACUUUAAUGCUUGGCCAGUCACCUUUGCAAUGCCAAUAAGAUACAGAAAAUCGUGGACUGAUAGCAUCCCUUUUCACAAAUGCUCUAAUCCUGACUUGCCGAUAUAUCAACGAAUACCUGUGCAAGUUUUAGCAUAUAUUGCUGUCAACACAUUUGCCAUGCGUCUAAUUUAUCCAGGAACUUUGAGUCUUAUCCACCAUUUACUUUGGACCCCACUAUUGGAAGGCAGGACUCAACUUGUUGAAACAUAUAAAAGCCAACGAGCCAAGAUAUUGUCUGCUGAUGGGAAUGCGAUUGACACUAUAUUUACUAAUAAUCGCGCUCAUGCUAAUGGAAACAUCUUAGUAAUCUGUUGUGAGGGAAAUUCUGGUUUUUAUGAGAUUGGUAUAAUGACAACUCCAAUAAAAGCUGGUUAUUCAGCCUUAGGCUGGAAUCAUCCUGGAUUUGCAGGAAGUACAGGUUAUCCAUUUCCACAACAAGAGGAAAAUGCUAUUGAGGCAGUCAUUCAAUAUGCUGUUAAUGUGUUAAAAUUCCCAGUAGAAAAUAUAGUUUUGUUCGGGUGGAGCAUUGGAGGGUAUACUGCUUCUUGGGCAGCAGUAAAUUAUCCAGACAUUAAUGCUCUGGUUCUGGAUGCUACAUUUGAUGACUUAUUGCCACUUGCCCAAAAUCAUAUGCCCAAAUCGUGGGGUGUUCUUGUAAAAGAAGUUGUACGCACAUAUUUCGACUUAAAUAUUGGGGAACUUGUAACUCAGUACAAUGGACCAAUACAACUUAUACGAAGAACUGAGGAUGAAGUGAUUUGCUUGAGACCAGGUCAGAUACAAAGUAACUGUGGGAACGACUUGUUAAUAAGGAUUCUGGAGUCGCGGUAUAAAAAAUGGUUUAAUGAAAACGCUUCCCUAAAAGACAUAAUCACAGGAUAUGUUGCCAUGACAGAAGCUCAACGUAGCACCUUAAACCAAGAAGAUCUCCCAGAAAUCAAUCGCCGUGCAUUAAACUUGAUCGUGAAACACAUGCGUGACUUUAAAUCGACACACUGCACACAAUUGCCCGAUGUCCAUUUCGCUAGUAUUAUGAAGACUAUGCAUUUAAAGAACUAGCUAAUAUUCCAUAUCUCUAAUACACAUAGUGUAUGCGUGCGUUUGUGCAAUAUCGGAAAACGACGUAGAAAUAUUAACAAUGCGUCUGAUAGUGAACAGUGAAGUGAUCCGAAACGCAUAAAAAUAUGACAUUGCGGAGUGGCUUGUGGGACCUAACAUUAAAAAUAUAGUUGACCAGUUAAAGAAACAAUAUACAUGUUGCAUGCUUCUAUUAUGAAUGUUAUUAAGUGACAAAAUUAGCUAUUACUUUGAACUGUAUCAGGCUGAAUCAGUAUCAAUGUCUCAGUACACCUCAGUACAAAAUUUUAACAAAGAUAAGCUGCGAUCUUCUGCCGAUUUGUCACUUAAAGUAAUUUAAAAAAUCUUUGGUCUUGGGAAUUUCCAAGACUGUAAACUUUAAUUCAAAUCUUUUUAGCCUUACACAGUUCAUAAAAGGCUCUAUGCAUGUUUCGAUUAACUCGAGCAUUGGUGGUGGGCUGUCAUUGUUAGGUUAAAUCAUAUUUGUUUCUAUGUAAAUGUCAAUAGUUAUAUCUAUAUCAAAUAUUGAUGUAACUGUUGACUUUAAGUAAGAGGGAUAUGCUAUAUUGUGCUGUAAUUUACUUCCCUGUCCACUUAGUAAAUAGGUAUUUGACACAGUGUGUGUCUUUUUAUUCACACAUAAAAAGGAUAAAUUUAAAAAUAAGCAGUGUUUAGUAAUUUCCUUGAUGUUGGUAAAGUUUUAGCAUAAGCCUGCCUAUAUAGGAAAAAUUGUAAAUCUAUAAUAACCAAGAUCAUAAUUAUUAUUUGGUCGGGUUAACCUGGCUUUUUGGCCUACAAAACUAAUUAAUUAUCACACUUUUAAAAUUUCAUAGUAAUUUUAUGGUAAUUUAUCAGGUUUAUAUAUUUUAACUUAAAAACACAAAAUAAAUAAACUAGGCAUUUUUAGCUUAAUGUGAAAAAAAUUAAAUUAAAAAUUUAUAAGUAUGUUAUUACAUUUUUUCUUAAAUGGCAUUGCCUCCUUGAGUUCUGACUACAGAUUCCAGGUGAUUUAUUUUAUGUUGCGGAUUAUUCUCCCAUUAGCCAUCAUGGCCUAUUUUAGUGCCAUAGGGGUGGUAGAUGGUGGUCUGCAGCUUCUGACUAGCCUCCCUAGCUUAUUCCAAGUGUGCUCAAUAGGAUUGGGAUCAGGACUUCUUGAUGCCUAAGCCAUUACUCUAAUACCACCCUUCUGAAUUUAUUCUUUAAUUAAUUUCUUUCACGACCUGGUUCGUGUGUAGCCGGCAUUAUCAUGCAUCAUCAGCAUCAAUCCAUAUUUUCUAAAUACAGUCCUGCAUACCCAUAGAUAAUCUCUUGGGCAUAUCUUUACCAAAUCAAAGUUCCAUUUUCUAUUGCCCUUACUCUCUGCGACCUGAAUAUAUGCCAGGCCAAAAAUGUACACUGGAUCCACCAUGCUAAACUGGACUGACCUGUAUGGUUCACGCCCAACAUUCAUGAAGUAGAAUGCAUACUGAUGUCUAGUUCCAGAAAAGUCUUUAACGUUUGAAAAAGAAGCCUUUGACGUUUUCAUAGACAUAUUGAAACUCGUUUACGACUUCUUUUUAUUUCGUAUGUAUAUCUUGUGUAAGUACACAAGAUAAACAUAAUAAUAGUUUUUAAGUAAAAAGCGUUGCAAUUUUUAAAGUGUAAGUGAUAGUUAGUUUUGCAGGCCAGUGUAAUAUUUAUUAAAGGUUUGAAGAGCAGUACAAUAUAUAUUUAUAACAUUAAAAAAGCACAUUUGAAUUUGAUGUUACAAUAUAAAUGCAUGCCUACAUGGUAUAAUUUAAUUAAAUGUUCAGAAUCUAAUUAUUAUAAGUACAUCUUAAUAUUGUAACUUUAACAAUGUCACAAUUGAUGUAUAUAUUUAUACUAGUAGAUAUUUCAAUCAUUUGAUGUCUAUUACAUAUUAUAAUAUAAAUAAAUAAUUAAUGUCAAUAAUUCAUAUAAUUAAUUGAAAUAUGUUCAAAAUCUAUUCAUUUCCUUGAUGUACUAUGAUCACUAAUUAGGGUUAUAUUUCACCGGGACAAACUAGAUACCAUACCACAACCAAACGGUCACCAGACUAGUAUCUCUCUAUAGCGCUGUAUAUAUUUUGUUGGUAGCGGUGACUGGUUGCGCCACCGUGGUGUCCAUAAGCUACCAAACUAGACACCAGAGACUAGUCAGCGCUAACGGCGACUGGUUGCAUAACCGUGGUGUCCUGAUGAUAUUUGGCCCUUAGGGUAACCCUAUAUUAUAUUAAGUAUUUGGACUGUAAUCUUCUGAUGACAAAAUGUAUGUUUUAUUAUCAACGAUGUCUUUUAUUUUACAAUAGAAAUGGUUUGAAGUGCAGAAUCUAAUAAUUUAUUUUGAUUUCGAAGAUUGUUUAAUCUUAAACCAUUUUGUAACAUUGUAACUAAGGUGUAUCUAUAAAUAUUAAAAAUUGUUUACUUAUUUUCUUGCAGUGCUAUCAACUAUAAUUUAUACUUAAAGAUAAUACAUGAACAAAAGGUCAUUUGAUGUUUAUUUGUAUUAUGAACUGUAUAAAGUCAUGCAGAGUUUAAAUAGUUAUUUUGUUUGAAAGGUUUGCUAAAUGUUAAACCAUUUUUAUAAUAUUGUUACUAUAAAACUAUUUUUUGUGAUUAUUAAGGUGUACCAGUAGAUAUUUAUAUCUAUAUUUCAUGCAAUUUAUUUGAAAAUAAUUAAAAUCUUAUAAUUUUCGGUUCUAUGAAUGUGAAAAUAAAUAUGAAUGUAUAUUAAUUCUAUAUGCAAUACCUGAUCAUAAGGACAUAUUUUGACAUCUCUUUAAUUGCUAUGAAUGAAUGUGCAAGUGUGAAUGUAAGAAUCUAAUAAUUUAUUUGGACUGCAGAGUUGAAUCUAAAUCCAUUCUUCUAACAUUGUAAUUGUAAAACUUAGAUAUGAUCAGUAAUAUAAAAUGUAUCUAUAAAUAGUACCUACACAUAAUUAAUUGCUAUGAUUACAAUCUAUUAAUAUUCAUUAAGGGUAGACCUAUGUGUUAAAUGUUGUAACUGUAAACUUCUAAUUACACAAUAAUUUAUGUAAAUUUAUGCUAAUAGGUAAUAAUAACUGACCAUUAGGUCAUUUGAUGUCUAUUUAAUUAUUAUACGAUUGUUAUGAAGAUGUGCAGAUUAGAAUUAGGAUGUAUUUAUUAUUCUUAAUAUCGAUUAAUACUUAAAUAUCGGGGCUCACUAUAUCAUUAAAUUAUAUUAUUGGACUUUCAGUAGAGAUGUACAUUUGAUGUCUAUUUAAUAUUCAUAAUAAUAUAUGAAAUCUGCUAAUUUCCUUUCUAUUCUAUUAUAAACCAAUACUCUUAUUCUUAAUGCUUAUUUGUAAUUAUAAAACACUAGUUGAUGGCAGGUGCGUUUCACUUCACCGAAUAACUUCGACCGAUGGUUCAAAAGAUAAAAAUCACUGCCGCCUGCGUCCGACACGAACGUAACUAUUUAUGUCAUAGUCUUCAUAUCACCGUUUAUAUGUGUGCAGAGUUUCAUUUCAAUCGGGCUAACAGUUCUCGAGUUAUUGAUGAACAAUUUUGUUGUUAUGGUUAUUUUUUUUUUAUAUUUAUUUCUUGCCCCCAUAUGUGACACAAUGACCAUGAUAUAUGGUAUGAAAUAAUUCGAUCAUAUGACUUCCAGAUAAACACACAAAUGUAAAAAACUCAUGGGUAUUCUUUGAAUGCAAUAAUUAUAUAAAAUCAGAUUGCAAGAAUUAUAUAAAAUCAGUUUGAAAUGCGAUUUACAGAAGAAUUAAUAACAGAAUCUUUGUCCACUAAUAUUCUAUAGUAACAAUUAAUUUAAUUCAAUAUAGUAUUAUACAUAUACUUUACCAUCUGCAUUUAUUUAAACAAUUCCACUUGUCUAUAUUUGGAGUUACACAUGAAUAAUCUUGUCAAACUUAUAACAUAAUAACAGAUUAAAUUUAAUGUGAUUAAUUAACCAUUAAUGAGUAUUAAAAAGGUUCAUGCUCAAUCAGCUCAAUCAUAUUUAUAGUUUAUAAUAUAAUAAUUAUUUGUUAAACAUUUCUUCAAGACAUUCCCAUGUUUGCAUUAAAUAAUUUAUAGUGAUAAUGGAAGGUAUUGCUAACAUAUAUAUGGGAUUAUUACCAUUAUUUAUUUGUUCAUAAUUUUUUAUUGUUACUGUGCUUGUGGUAGAAGGGGUGGGUGGUCACAUGGUAAACAUUUCUUCAAGACAUUUUUAUGUUUGAAUUAAAUAAUUUAUAGCGAUAAAGGAAGGUAUUGCUAACAUUUAUAUGGGAUUAUUACCAUUAUUUAUUUGUUCAUGAUUUUUUAUUGUUACUGUGUUUGUGGUAGAAGGUUAUCAGUUAUGACCAUAACUGUUAUGUUGGCAAUAAUAUUAACAGUAUUAAAUUAUAAAUACCAGAAGAUCAUAAAAGAAAGUAAAUUUAUUGAUCAUAAUUGCAUACUUUUAAUAUCUAAAACCUUUCAAGAAUUUAUGUUUUCUUUGGAUAUAAUGUCAAGUUUGUGUCAGUAUCAUUGUUGUGUGCAAUACUUUAUGUUUACUUGCAUUGCCAAUAUGUAUGUGUUUAUCUUAUUUACAAAUGCCGGUUAUAUUUAUAAUUAAAUACAAUUUAAAUUGUGGCUGUAUGUAAAGGGUUAUAUUGUUUGCUGGUACAUAGGUAAUAAGGGACCACCGAUAAAUUACGUCACUCGUUAAAGAGGUGGGGUCGUCGAAGUGUGACACUUUGUGACAAGAGGCGGGGAAAGGUCCCUAAUUUGUGACAUCACAUUUUUUUUAACUUUAUAUCUUAGAUUUGAAAUUUUAAAAAAACCUACAAUUAAUUUAAACUACAUUCAUACCUACUAAGCUUGCGUUUGUUUGAAUUAAUGUUGAUUUUUUAAAUGGAAAUAAAAAUAAUUUCUAAUGUAAAAUUGCCAAAUAUGUGACAUACACCAGCUGGGGGCCUCACACAAAUGUGACGACAAGGACCUCCCAUGUAUCAAAAUAAUAAUGCAUUCGUGUGACGUAAUUUAUGACCCCUAAAGGUUGACCCAAAUCAUUCGAAAGAGAUGAAACAGGUAAUGAACCUGCGAAAUCGGUGGAACAAUUUUUUCCAGACAUCUUAUGCUUUGUCUAGAUUAAAUAAAAAUAAGUACCUAUUGGGAUUUCAGUGUAUUUAAAUGUAUUCUGGGAAUAAAAAAUAAUUUAAAA
Leptidea sinapis is the source of this 6819-nucleotide messenger RNA. RefSeq names its product phosphatidylserine lipase ABHD16A. Gene Ontology annotation, biological process: phosphatidylserine catabolic process; monoacylglycerol catabolic process. NCBI's taxonomy places the organism in Eukaryota, Metazoa, Arthropoda, Insecta, Lepidoptera, Pieridae. Gene Ontology annotation, molecular function: glycerophospholipase activity; monoacylglycerol lipase activity. The coding region runs from base 152 to 1639 and encodes 495 amino acids. The transcript has 10 exons. The record is from RefSeq and is a predicted model, not a curated record. Gene Ontology annotation, cellular component: endomembrane system.